Messenger RNA from Cylicocyclus nassatus, 906 nucleotides. The record is from the annotation of a GenBank genome assembly. Lineage: Eukaryota; Metazoa; Nematoda; Chromadorea; Rhabditida; Strongylidae.
AGAGCUUCUCUCCGUCUCUCUACUACCUUCAACGAUGAUUAUUAUGUCUGAAGUGAGCCAACCGUCUACAGGUGUUCGAUUAUCACAGCCCCAAGUUGUGGCAUACCUGGACACGCAUUGUGCUGGUGAAGGAACUCUUUGUGUUAGCGAAAGUCAAGUGACAUGGAUUUGUCGGUCCACGGGUCUAGGAUUCUCGUUGACUUAUCCCUCGAUCAUACUGCAUGCUAUCUCCACUGAUCUCAGCACAUUUCCUCAGGAAUGCAUAUAUGUUCUCGUGGACGCAAACAAAAGCGAGCGACGUGGAAGGCAUGCAAUCCCUCUUUAUACUUCUGCAGAGGCAAGAUAUGUACAAGAUCUACAAUUAGCGGAAGAAGAACUCCAUCAAAAUGGAGACACCUCCGAUGACGAUGAUGAUGAAGAAGGGAAGAAUUUGGUCAUCAGAUUUGUCCCCGCUGAUUUAAGCGUGUUACAACAAAUCUAUUCGGAGAUGUGUGCAUGUCAAGAAUUAAAUCCAGAUGAGGGUGAUGACUUUUCAGAAGACGAGGGAGAAGCUGUUGUAGCUAUGGACGGAGAUGCAGAUGCUAUGAUGAGUGGAGAUGGUUGGUAUACGGCAAAUAACAUUGGAGAAGAUGAUGAGAUUGAACUGAGCGAGGAAGGAAGAGCGAACCUUCAGCGUAUGCUUGGUCAUUCUAAUAACGGACAUGGUGACCAUGAGGAGCACGAGGAAGAUGAAAUGGAAGAGCAAUAAUAAGCCAUCCGAUUGAGUAAUUUUUUCCAAUACCGGUGUCAGCGAGAUUCCUCGGUUUAUCAUGAUCUGCAUAUUCGUUUGAUUUCUGAGUAUUGCCUAUUUUGACCCAUUUUUUCACUUUAAAGUCAUGCAUGCUUAUCACUGCAAUUUUAUGUACG